ACAAACAAACAAACAAACAAACAAACAAACAAACAAACAGGUCGCAUUUUAUACCAUCUGAACAUCGAUUGAUCAGAUCGCAACGUCUGCAAAUAUGGUGAAACUGGCAAAGGCAGCGAAGAAACAAACUAAACCGAAAAAGGCAGCACCACCACCCCCAAAAGAUGUCGAUUCCGAAGAGGAGGACUCCAGCGAAGAAGAGUGCGGGGUGGAAGAGGUUCUUCUUCCAAAGGCAGUUAAGAAGGUUGCAACACCUGCCAAAGUAACCAAAGCUGCCAAGAACGGGAAGGUGACAAAAAAGGAAGAAAGCGAGGAGGAGGAAGAUGAGGAGGAAGAUUCAGAUGAAGAGUCUGAGGAAGAAGUGCCACCACCCAAGAAAGGCAAGGCCACUCCUGCAAAAAAGAAAGCUACUCCUGCAAAGAAGGCUGCACCAGUGAAAAAGGCAGAGUCCGAAGAGGAGGAUGAAGAGUCUGAGGAGGAAGCUCCACCACCCCCCAAGAAGACCCCAGCUAAGGCUGCUAUGAAAGUGACUCCAGCCAAGCUGGCUAAAAAGGAAGAGUCUUCAGAGGAGGAGGAGGAUGAAGAGUCUGAAGAGGAGGCUAUGGACACAGCCCCAGCACCUGCAGCCAAGGGAAAGAAGGCUGGUAUGGUAAAGGUCCAGGAGGAAUCUGAGGAGGAUGAUGAUGACGAUGAGGAGGAGGAGGAGGAGGAGAGUGAGGAUGAAACACCUGCACAGACACCAGGAAAGAGAAAGAAGGCUGAGCCAUCAAAGGCAGAAACCCCUCCAGCAAAGAAAGCCAAGUCUGGUGAAGGUUUCUCUCUCUUCGUUGGUAAUUUGAACACCAGCAAAGACUUCGAUGAACUCAAAGAAGCCCUCAGCACAUUUUUUGCCAAAAAAGAUCUCGAGGUUCAGGACAUCAGGAUUGGGAUGGCCAAGAAAUUUGGGUAUGUUGACUUUGCAACUGAGGAAGAUUUGGAAAAAGCCCUGGAACUGAAUGGAAAGAAGGUCCUUGGCCAGGAAGUCAGACUGGACAAGGCAAAGAGCAAGGAGAACUCUCAGGACAACAAGAAAGAGAGAGAUGCCCGUACCCUGUUUGUGAAGAACCUCCCUUACUCUGUAACAACUGAGGCUCUGAAGACAGUUUUUGACAGUGCUGUAGAUGUCCGCAUCCCCCAGGGCAGGGACGGCUCCAGCAGAGGAAUUGCGUACGUUGAAUUUAAGAACGAAGCUGCAGCGGAGAAGGUCUUGGAAGAAAAGCAGGGUAUGGAUAUUGAAGGCAGAUCUGUGAUCCUGGAUUUCACUGGAGACAAAAGCCAGCAGAACUACCAGAAAGCAGGCAGACCCGCUGGGGCUGAAUCCAAGACUCUUGUUGUGAAUAACCUGGCGUACACUGCCACAGAAGAGGUCCUGCAGAGCACAUUCGAGAAAGCAGUCUCUUUCAGAAUACCACAGAACAAUGGCAGACCCAAAGGUUUUGCUUUUGUUGAAUUUGAAAAUGUCGAAGAUGCUAAAGAAGCCCUUGAAAACUGCAACAACACAGAGGUUGAAGGCAGAACGAUCAGACUGGAGUUCAGCCAGUCCAGUGGGCAGAAAUUUGAAGGUGGUAGAGGAGCAGGUGGCCCCUCAAAAACCCUUUUUGUCGGAGGUCUUUCUGAGGACACCACAGAUCAGACAUUGAGAGACUCCUUUGAUGGUGCCAUUGCAGCCAGAAUAGUUACGGAUAAGGAGACUGGUUCAUCUAAAGGGUUUGGCUUUGUUGACUUCGACUCUGAGCAGGUCUGCAAGGCUGCCAAGGAGGCAAUGGAGGACUCUGAGAUCGACGGCAGCAAAGUGACGCUAGACUAUGCCAGGCCGAAGGGAGAGGGUCAGCGUGGAGGCUUUGGGGGUCGUGGAGGGUUCGGCGGCCGAGGAGGUGGCAGGGGAGGACGGGGGGGAUUCGGCAGAGGAGGCGGAGGAUUCCGGGGAGGCAGAGGGGGCAGUCGCGGAGGCUUUGGAGGUAGAGGAGGUGGAUUUGGAAAACCCCAGGGAAAGAAGAUAAAGUUUGAUAAUUAAAUCUAUAGUUAUCUUCUACUUUUGUUUUGUUUUCAAACGGACUCUGUUUUCAUCUUGAUUUAUUAUUUCCUCCAUGUGCCGUGACAGAGCCUUUGGACAUUCCAGAAUUCGUAAAUAUCUAAAUGUAACGACAACCCAGUAGAUGAAGAGAGCUGUUUGUGAUAUGUUCGGGCUGCCUGUUUCCAUCUCCUUCUCCCCAUGAACUUUUUCAAAGGAGUAAAAUGGAAUGUGAAGACCACCCACUUUAACGCCCUGUUGGCUUGGUACAUAUUGUACAUGCGACGAUUUGUAUAACUUCAUUUUACCUUUUGUAAAAAGUGCCGUCUUUCCUUUAUAUAUAUAUAUUUUUUUUUUAGUUCACUGUAAAUGCAGAAUGUUUUACAAAAUGUGCUUGGCAGAUUGUAAUGGACAGAUGAUUAAAAUGGACCUGAAGGCG
Messenger RNA from Polyodon spathula (Mississippi paddlefish), 2489 nucleotides. Its product is annotated as nucleolin-like. The record is from RefSeq and is a predicted model, not a curated record. The transcript has 16 exons. Lineage: Eukaryota; Metazoa; Chordata; Actinopteri; Acipenseriformes; Polyodontidae. Gene Ontology annotation, molecular function: RNA binding. The coding region runs from base 95 to 2053 and encodes 652 amino acids.